This is a messenger RNA of Hydatigera taeniaeformis, 1059 nucleotides long. NCBI's taxonomy places the organism in Eukaryota, Metazoa, Platyhelminthes, Cestoda, Cyclophyllidea, Taeniidae. The record is from the annotation of a GenBank genome assembly.
AUGGUUCUCAUCAUCUUUCUCGCUGUGUCGAUAUCAAUCAACAUAGUCUACGUCUUCAUCUCCUCCUGCAAGAAAGAAAAAUUGAUAUCCGAAGUGCAGUUAUGUGGACUGAAAGACAACACCACCACAACGCCCUCAACACCAAUUGUCAUAACUCACGAAGACCAGAUGUCCGGAGCUUCGACUUGGAAGAAUUUUCGAGCCCUCGCAAUCCCUCCAUCUGCCGUUCCUCCUCCCUUUCCCCCUCACCAGCUUCAAUCGCCUGCAUUCCUUCAUCCCAAUGACGAGGAGCACGCCACUUCAAACGACAUCAGCAGCGAUGGCCUCUAUGUUUUGCAUUCAAAUUCGUUACAGGCAUCAACAGCUCCACAGUCCAUUGGACUCAUAACUCAUCAAUCUGAGUCGCCUCCACCACAGCGGUUGGCCAAUUGUCCACCUUCUGCUCGACCGUACAAAACUAUUAUUCUUCGACCUGUGAGAACCCACAGCCUCUCACCCCUUCCUCCCUUAACAACAACAACGACAACAACAACAAAGGCAAGACAAAGCCGUUGUCUCCUGCUUACGAGCACAACUUCCAACAAUGAGAACCACAACAGUAGCAGCAACAGACCCCGUGAUCACCGUGAAUUAUUGUCGAUGUGGGACCCAGAAUCGUGCCGUCGAGUUAGUCUGCCCGAUCGAGAUGAUGAAUUCACAUUCUCCUUAUUCUCAUCAACACCUGCCUCAACGAUCAAUGUGGAAGUCUUCGACAUGCGGUCGUGGUACGAAACCGGAGGUUCGCAUCUACGCUGUCGUGAUGGUGGUCUGGACAGAGAUCGCGUAGACGCGGUGGUAUUGCGUCGACGUCGACGAGUUGGUGGCGGCCGAGGCCUCCCAUUCUGUGACGAAGGAAGCGAUUCUACGCUUCUUCCUUCCGCCACGAAUUCAACGGACCGACUUAGUGAUGCUCCUAAGCCAUUUGACCUCGUUUCAGACAUGACAAAGGAGUCAGGCUCCAACUCCCAAGAGGCAUCGCUGAAGGGCAUUAGGAAAAGGAAUUUAUCUUCCAAAAGCUAG